Molecule: messenger RNA, 1107 nt
Organism: Aspergillus udagawae
Lineage: Eukaryota; Fungi; Ascomycota; Eurotiomycetes; Eurotiales; Aspergillaceae
Exons: 3
Coding region: 1-1107 (368 amino acids)
Cellular component (GO): mitochondrion
Molecular function (GO): delta(3,5)-delta(2,4)-dienoyl-CoA isomerase activity
Source: RefSeq, a predicted model, not a curated record
AUGGCAUCAAAACCAUAUGGUUACAAGUAUUUCUCGGUGCAUUUCGUCGAGAGCUUGAAAUAUGUAGUUCACGUCGAAAUCAAUCGCGUUGACAAACUCAAUGCAUUCAUUGAGCCGAUGUGGUUUGAAAUGCGGGAGCUGUUUAAUCAGCUGUCUUCGGACUCUUCCGUUCGUGCCAUUGUUAUCAGUGGCGCGGGAGACAAAGCUUUUACGGCUGGGCUUGAUGUCAAAGCCGCCUCUAAAGCCGUCAGUUCCCAGCAAGGCAACGCCGAUACCGCUCGAAGAGGGGCCUACAUCCGCCGAUAUAUCCAUCGCUUUCAGGACUGUAUCUCAGCUAUAGAGCGCUGCGAGAAGCCUGUCAUAGCAGCGAUGCACGGACACUCACUCGGUUUCGCAAUUGAUCUGUCCACGGCUGCUGAUGUUAGGGUCUGCACUAAAGACGUUCGAUUCUCUGUGAAAGAAGUCGAUAUCGGUAUGGCAGCGGAUAUUGGCGUUUUAAACCGUCUGCCUAAGGUAGUUGGAAACUUUAGCUGGGUCAAGGAGGUAUCGCUUUCGGCGCGACUCUUUGGAGCCGAGGAGGCCCUGCGCGUCGGUUUCGUGAGCGCCGUACACGAAAGUAAAAGCGAAAUGAUAGAAAGCGCUUUGCAGUUGGCAGGACUCAUUGCGCAGAAAAGCCCUGUUGCCGUGCAAGGAACAAAGGAAUUGUUGAACUGGUCUAGAGACCAUCCAACUCAAGAAGCCAUGUACGAUCUUCAUUAUGACCUGUCGUCCUUGGACCUGAUCCGAGCUUUUUCUGCCGUCGGUCAUGUUCCUACAGUGUUUAUUAAAAAGCCGUCACCAAAGUCUGGAUUGCCGUUGCUCUCCAACGCUGUAACCGGCUUUUCCAACAUCGAGGAAGAUCAAGCAGGGAUGACUUCCAUUAUGCCGUAUAUGCUGGAGGAUGAGUUGAACAGAGUCAUUGGUGGUGGCUAUGUUAAGGCUGAUCAACCAUGGGGUGAGAAGGUCGUGGUCUCGAAAACUGUGGAUGGUGCCAGCUUGAUUACCGGUCAAAAACCAGCUAGUGCGGCGGGUGUUAGAAGGGUGGUUCUGAAGGCUUUGGGAGUCUGA